Messenger RNA from Selaginella moellendorffii, 2506 nucleotides. Its product is annotated as pentatricopeptide repeat-containing protein At5g27110-like. The record is from RefSeq and is a predicted model, not a curated record. The transcript has 2 exons. Lineage: Eukaryota; Viridiplantae; Streptophyta; Lycopodiopsida; Selaginellales; Selaginellaceae. Gene Ontology annotation, molecular function: RNA binding; protein binding. Gene Ontology annotation, biological process: RNA modification. Bases 56 to 2413 code for a protein of 785 amino acids.
AAUUCAUGGAGUCUGGUCGCUGCUCUUAAAUCUUGUAGCAGCCUCGCAGCUCGAGAUGGAGCAAAAGCCCGGAUGCUGGAAAGAGUCCAUUUUCGUGCAGAAUGCCCUCCUUGAUAUGUACGUGAAGUGUGGCUCCCUGUUUGAUGCCAACCGGGUGUUUUCCAUGGCAAGAACACGAGACCUCGUGUCUUGGAACAUUGUAAUGCUUGCGUAUGCUCGAAACGGAGAGGGCAAUUCCUCCUUGGAGAUGUUUGUGGCGAUGCUCUCUGAAGGGUUUGUUCCAGAUGCUCGAACUUACGUCGCAGCACUGAAAGCUUGUGCCAGUCUUGCGCUGGAGGAGGAAAUUCACGAUGAAUCAUCCAGGUUUUCCGCGAAUAUCAAAGUGGUGUCUCUGGAGAAAGGUAUGGCUGUCCAUUCUCACGCACUCAAGAGCCGGUUUUUAUGUGAGAACUACGUUGUGAGCAGCUUGAUCGACAUGUACGCGAAGUGUGGCGACAUGAGAGGUGCCGAGAACAUCUUUGCAAGCGACCAGAUUUGCUCCAAGCUCAACGUGGUGGCGUGGAACUCCAUGAUACAGGGCUAUGUGGAGAAUGGACAGUAUGAUCGAGCUCUGGAGCUGUUUGAAGCCAUGAAAAUCGGCUCCAAGAACAAGGAAUGCUGCUCGCCAGACGCUCGAUCCUUUGUCUCGGCACUCAAGGCCUGCAGUAGACGCGCUACAGAGGAGGAGUUUCUCAAGCUGGAUGGAUUCUCACUCAAAGUCGUGUCGCUCGAGAAAGGCAUGGCUAUCCAUUCGCAGGCUCUACAAGCGAAGCUCAACUUGGAUCCCUUCCUCCAGGCCUGUUUGAUCGACAUGUACGCGAGCUGUGGCCUCGUGACUGAUGCUCGGCGAUGCUUCGAUGGGGUAUCGCAGCACAGCUUAGUUUCUUGGACGGCUUUGGUGAAUGGCUAUGCCGAGAACGGGCAGUGUGACUUAGCCUUGGAGUUUUUCUCCUCCAUGCUCUUCGAAGGCUUUCGAGCGAACUCUUACACUUACGUCGCGGCACUGAAGGCUUGCAGCGGUCUUGCGGCGAGAGAAGAAGCAACCAAAACUGAGGACGGUGCUCGACUCGUGAAGCUUGGCUCUCUGGAGAAGACGAUGGCCAUUCACUCUCACGCAAAGUGCUCUGGUUCUUCAUGGGGUGUUUACUUGGCGAGCAGCUUGAUCGAUGCGUAUACAAAGUGUGGCUGUAUUGAGAUGGCUCGCUGGAUCUUCGACAGCACAAAGCUCCAUAGCAUUUUCCAGUGGAACUCGUUGAUCAGUGGCUAUGCAGAAACUCCUGGCGGCGGUAGACUGGCGCUCCAACUGUUUGAGCUCCUGAUGGCCCAGUCCGAAGCGUCUUGCAUCCCGGAUUCGUGGACGUUCUCUGCAGCAGUCAAGGCGUGCGCGGCUCUCGCAAUGGACGAAGACGCAAAGGUCUUAAAAGGUGGUGAUGGUCCAGAGAUCAAAGUAAGGAUGAAGUCACUGGAAAUGGCGAUGGCUCUUCACUCUCGAGCUGCUGAGAAGCGUCAUGACUGCGAGAAUGCCUACUUUGCGAGCAGCCUGGUGGAGAUUUACGCAAGAUGUGGAAGCAUGGCCGACUCACAACGAGCUUUUGAUCGAUGCGGAGUUCGCAGUCCAGUGCUCUGGAUGGGAUUAAUCUCCGGCUACUGCGAAAAUGAGCAGGGAGGCAAGGCCUUGGAGCUGAUUGCUCAAAUGAGAUCCGGGGGUUGCUUGGCACGGAGCUCGUGGACGUUUCUCACGGGUCUAAAGGCUUCCAAGAACACUGGAGAGCUAAGGACAGGGAAAGCACUCCACGCGGAAGUUUGCCAGUGUGGCCUCGAGGACGAUCCAGCCAUCGCGACUCAGCUCGUGGAUUUUUACGUCAAGUGUGGAACCAUGGUAGAAGCCGAGCAGAUCUUUUGCUCCAUCAAGGAAACCAAAGUUUCAACUUGGACCGCGCUGAUAGCAGGGUAUAGCCUCCAAGGGACCUCCAAAACGGUGUUUGAUCUCUUUGACAAGAUGCUGGAUGAGGGGUUUAAGCCGGAUUCCAUAACAUUCCUGUCGAUUCUUACUGCUUGUAGUCAUGCCGGUCUCGUGGAUAAGGGACGGGAGAUUUUUAGCUGGAUGAGCUCCUCGAAGUUUGGAAUAGUUCCCAGCGUCGAGCACUAUCACUGCAUGGCGGACAUGCUUUGUAGAGCCAACAAAGUUGGCCAGGCUGUGGAGGUGCUACAAGCAAUGCCAUGCAAGGCCGACGCUGUGACUUGGAUCUUAGUGAUGGAUGCAUGUAAGAAGUGGAAGAAUGUGGAUAUAGCACAAAGAGCAUUUAUAGAGUUGCUCAACUUUGAGGAUAAUGCAGCAAAUUAUAUCAUCUUGUCAAAUACAUUGAAUGUGUGAAAUUUAGCAACAAGCUAUAAAUGAUGUGCCAGUGUUACUUUCUACCUUUUAUUGACCGAAAUCUUCCAUUUUAUAAUAAGUAUAUACUAUUAA